Molecule: messenger RNA, 1711 nt
Organism: Anneissia japonica
Lineage: Eukaryota; Metazoa; Echinodermata; Crinoidea; Comatulida; Comatulidae
Product: transmembrane protein 107-like
Exons: 5
Coding region: 341-754 (137 amino acids)
Biological process (GO): protein localization to ciliary transition zone; non-motile cilium assembly
Cellular component (GO): MKS complex
Source: RefSeq, a predicted model, not a curated record
CAACAAAAAGGACCGACUGAUUUGUUGUUGUUAGUUGUUGUUAUGCAAGUUGUAAUUUCAUUUUUUUAUCAUCAGAUUCGAAUUUUUCAAUAUAUAUUUUUGCGGUUGAAGAAAAACAUUAUAAAUUGCAUUUCGGAUAAUGACAUUGUGCAUCAAUUAUGUGAUUCUGUGAACUAAAAAAAUCUUUAUGAAUAUGACGAUUGAGGCCUGGGCUAGUUCAUCCGUCCAGUACUGCUAAACCAUCCGCGGGGUUUCCCUUCGAGGUUGUGUCCUCAACGGACCCGAUUUGUUUACACAGGGCCUAGGAUUCUUUCGGAUUCUGGGUGAUUGAUUCACAAUUAUGACAGUUACAAACAUUGUACCUGCUAGGUUCCUUUGUCUCAUCUCACAUCUGGUUGUCGCCAUAACAAUUUUAUGGGCAAGGGAUGCCAAUGUGAUUGCAAGUAUCCCCGCAGAUUAUACUCAGGAUGAAUAUGACGAUAAGGACGUCAGUCUGAUUGUAGGUCUUGUUUUCACGCUGUUCUUCAUCGGUCUGGAGCUGGUAGGAUUCAUGUCUGGCGUGUCCAUGUUUAGCAAUUUCGCCAACUUAAUCUCCAUCGGUGCGCAUGCAAGUGGCUCGGCUGCGUUCAGUCAUUUCCUCUUUGAAGAGUGGCCGAUAUACAGGCUUUGGUGCAUUAUAAUAUUUUGCAGUGUUGUUCCUGCCUUUAUUGAGAUGGUUAUCAUAAUAUCAGUUGCUUGCUUGAAAAGAACGUGAAAACGGAAGAAUCGAAAACAGAAAAUAUUUUGUGCACAGUAAGAUGGUACGUCUAGACACUACAGGCAAUCACAAAGCGAGAGAGCCCAGACUGCUUAUAAUUUCAGUAUGCACUAGACUGCUUUUUUGCUGCCUUAUGAAGUGAAUACAAUGAAACUACUACUUUGAAAGCAACAGAUUUUUAGAGAGGAACAAAAAUUGACCAAUAAGUGUAAUUCUAACUGCGUGUGUCACUUGAUAUAAACAAUAAUUUUAAUACACAACAUAGGCCUUCAAAUAGGUACAGCCUUUUGGAAUCAUCUAAAUUUGUAGGAAGCUAUAAGUAACAGUUCUUCAUCUUUACCUUAAAUAUUAGUUUAUUAGUUGAUGGGGGUAUUUUUUACACUCCGCAUCACAUCACAGUUUACUAUUUUCAGACAAUUCCGAAGGCCGCCUUAAGUCUUAGGCCUAGCUAUGCCUAGUAUUAUUAUGUUGUGUGUGUUAAAUUAUUGUUUAUAUAGUCUGUAUGAUGAUAUAGAAAAGCUUAAAGUUGAAGAGGAAUGGACUUUGUACUUAUUUCUGUACCAAAAGUAAAUUACUUGAGACUAUUUGUGGCAAUUUCAUCUUGAGUAUAUAAUUUUAUAAACAAAAUAAUUUAUAAUCAAGCCUGUAACCAGGAAAGUGGCGGAUUCAAGGGGGUUGGAGAAGAAAAAAAAUAAAAUUAUAUUCAAAUUUUAUGUCUGAGAGUGCCAUUUCCGGCCAUCUAGAGGUGACAUAAUCAUAAAUUUUAGCACCUCGACCCCCAACCAUGGUCGUAUAGACCCUCCAUUUGUCAAAGUCUGUCCCUGGGCUCCCUCUAUUUCAUCGUCCUGGAUACGCCACUGCAGGACUUCUUAAGGGAAGGGUUUACCAAAAAGCCAGGGGGUCAAAUGUGUGGAUAUCCACCCCUUUUCCACUCCCUGGUGGGUCAUUGAAAGA